Molecule: messenger RNA, 8581 nt
Organism: Linepithema humile (Argentine ant)
Lineage: Eukaryota; Metazoa; Arthropoda; Insecta; Hymenoptera; Formicidae
Gene: pink
Product: WD40 repeat domain-containing protein pink
Biological process (GO): developmental pigmentation
Cellular component (GO): cytoplasm
Molecular function (GO): protein binding
Source: RefSeq, a predicted model, not a curated record
UGUAAGUAGACAGGCUUCUAUUAGCUAGUCAGUCAGUUGCAUUGCGCGCUUCACAGCGCGCGUCUCUUAGUGCGUCUCUGAGCAGUAGAAGAUGCUGGACGAUGUAUCCCGUCGCGCUGGAUUUUCCUUGCGUCCUGUCAGAACGUGAGGAAAUCAAUUCCAUUCUGUAUAAACCGAUCAACUCGACGCAACGGAUAAAGUACACAUGUUUCAACGCUUCAUCAAGUUAUAUUAUAUUGGGUUCAACCAGUGGCAGUGUCUAUCUAUUCUCCAGAGAGCCAUGUUCAUUUUUGCAGAUAAUACCUCUCUCGGAGGGUGUGGUUUCACGUGUGGCAAUAUCACCUGACGAAAAAACUGUAGCCUUAGCAACAAAUCGUGGUACUGUUUGUCUAGUCUCUUUAAAGUCUACUCCGCAACUGAUAGCUGCGUCUAUGGAACAUAUGUAUGAACAAAUUACCUGUCUAUGUUGGAACAAUAAUAGUACUGAAGUAUACGUAGGAGAUGCAGUGGGCAAAAUUUCUGUUAUGGUGUUGUCGAUAUUUACGGUUAAUGGAAUGUUUCAAACUCCUGCCUACACGCUGAUGAAUCUGGACUCCAGCGUGGUGCAGUUGGACUUCUUCUCGCCUUUACUGCUGGUUUCCACGUUAGCGCGUUGUUACGUCUGCGACACAGUGCUGGAACAGUACAAGCAAAUAGGAAACAAGCCGCGGAACGGCGAGUUCGGCGCGUGCUUCUACAAGAUUCACACACACGAGAGCAUCAUCUUGGAUGCUCAGAGAGAGGAGAGGAACAUGAACAAUGCACGGGGCGCGUUCAACUUGAUCUCCGACGGCGACAGUAAUAUCCUAGGCAAGGAUCAUUCCAAGAUCUUCUGCGCUCGGCCCGGCUCGAGAUUGUGGGAGGUGUCGGCCGACGGGAUCGUCGUGAAGACGCAUCAGUUCAAAGAGGCGCUGGCCAUACCUCCGAUAGCAAUACUUCGAUCGAGCGGCGGUACUCUAGAAUCUAGUCAGAAGGAAGGGACGGGGCGCGAGUGGCCGCCGCAGUCCGUCAACUUCUCGCACCUGUUCGUAAUCUCGCACAAGUAUUUAUUUUCCUACACGACUAGCGGCCUGUACAUUAUCGAUCCCGCGAGCGCGAGCGUGCUGCUGUGGAGCAAUGAGUACACGAACAUCAGCAUGACGGCGAUCGUGGACGAUCGGAUCUACCUGAUGACCUGUGAUAACGAGUUUCAUUAUCUAGCAUUAUCGUCACUCGACAGCCUGAUACUGCGGCUGUAUCGUCGUGAGCGGUACAGCGAAUGCCUGAGCGUGUGCGCCGCGCACAAGUCGCAACUGCUGAAAGUUGCCGGCGCCAAAGAGAUCGCCGAGCUGUUCGAGCUGGAGAAUCUACCGCGGGCGUCGCGUGACGAGGAGGCGCUCACGUUGCUGCGGCCGUUAAUAACGCUUCUGCAAGCCGGCGGCAGCAAUAGACCGGCUAAGCUGGACUCCGGGAUCGUGGUGGUGCACUCCGAGAGCGGCAGGUUCGCCGAUAGAAAAGCGUACGGCUGCGAAAUGACGUCCGCGUCGCAAUCUCCCGAGGUUUCCAGCGAAGACUCGUCCGACAUGCAGAUGUCGAAGUCGGAGAAGGGUCUGACCGAGGCUCUCGCGCAGGAGGACACGCUCGAAACCUUGGAGGAUACACUCGAUUCGAAUUACGAUGACGGAACGUCGGUCGCCAAGGACGACGAGGGGUCCGAUCCGCGGGAGAACGUGACUCACAGGGUGCAGUCCGAUCUGCAGCCGAUCUACGACGUGGUGAACAGUAUUAGAUCUAACAUGUCGGAGAAAGAAAUCGAGGAGAUCAUUCUGGAGAUGGAGAAGAGGAUGAGAGCCAUCAGGGAGUCCUACAAGGAUUCGCCCGGGCUUCAGAAUUUCAUUUACGAGAUCACGCGCGCCGCGGAAUUGCAUUACUACAAUACGCUUCUGGAGAGCACGUCCGUGCAGUCGCUGCCUUCCGCCGGCGACGAUUACGUCGCGCGGCAACUCGCGAGGGCCUUCGUCGAGAUCAACGCGUCGGCUUACAGCAGAUGCGGCUGCGGUUAUCCGUGCCCGAUGGACAAGGCGGCGGAGCCCAAAUUCCUGACGGUCGGCGAAUCCUUGAUCAAGAGAUACGCGGACAACCUGCCGGAGGAGUGCGGCAAUAUUUGCGACAAAGUACCUUACAUGUGGCGCGAGUACCUGGCCGUUUGCAUCAAGCGGCGCAAUACGCUGGACGGCUUGUUGCGACAGUGCCUUCAGACCAGAGACAACGUCGUGCUGUCGCACCUUCUGCUGGCGCUGAAUGAGCAUCAGUGGGGCUGCGUGGGCGCGUGCCUGAGCGAGAUCGAGGACGGCACUUGUCUGUUCUGCGCGACGCCUCUGGCGAAGAAACCUGAUUACGGUGUGCUGAUAGACUGGAGUGGAGUUGCCGGGGAAAUCAUGAGGCGAGAGGGACCGGACGAGGCCACGGCGUUUCUAAUCAAACUGGAAAGCAUGAUUCCAAACGUUAAUUUGGACAGGAGUAUAUUCCAGUCGAUCAUAUUUACAAAAAUGCUGCAUCGCCACGGCCUGAAAAAGUCGAUCGAUUUCAGCAGAACUAAUCAAUUAUCAUCGGAGUUUGGCACAAUGUGCUCGCCGCAGGUUGGUGAUCAGCUGGCAAAAGCUCUCGAGAAAGACUUAAGGCGACCGAUAGACAAAAAUGUGUUCGGAACAGGCGCCCAUCAUUGGGGUAUGCGUCAUCAGGCUAAAUCACUCACGUGCCCGUGCUGCACGUUAUCCUUACAGACGCCGAUUCUGUUAGGUGAUAACGGAAUCGCGAUCUUCCGUUGCGGACAUGUCUACCAUGUAAAUUGUAUGAUAGAGAGAAAGCUCACUAGAUGUAAUCUUCAUCAAGUAUUGUAAAUACGAGUGAAAAAUAAGAGUUAAACGCAUUGUACAUUUCUCAUGAAUUAAAGCUCUCUCUUUCUCUCUCUCUAGAAUAUACUUGUAUUUAUUAUUUCUUGCUUAUUCAUUAGUUUUGGUUUCUCUCGUCGCAAUUGUUUGGCUUUAUUAUCUCAGUACAUUCGUUAUCACAGAUAGAAAUUGAACAAACAAGUUUUUACAUUGUCUUAAACUACAAGACAGAAUAAAAUCGCUAUAAUACAGAUCAUUAUUGUAGCAAUAGAGCGCACUUCAGAUCUACUGCUUUUGUUCAUUGUCAUUUGCGCAAAAUGUGUUACUUUUAUAAAAUUGCAACAGUAUCAUCAAUUGUUAACAGCAAUAAUUUAUUGUAGAAUAUUGUGCAGUGAUUUUUCUCAUGUAGUAUAGUAGACAAAGUGUAGGUUUAUUGUACGGGAUUGCCUUUUCAGAUAUGUAAAUAUAUAUAAAAUAAAAUCUUUUUUGCGUAAUUCCUGACGUUGCUUUGUUAAUUUCUUGCGAGGAAUCAGGGAAAUGACGAGUACACAUCUACAUUUACAUAAAUAUUACAUUAUUUGUCUUAUCACUUACCUUAUUCGAUGUUAUUGAAAUACAUAUUACAAUUACACGCAUAACGUGUAAAUAUAAUUUUGCAUGGUGCCUAUUACAUACAUUUGGGAAGCUUGCAACUACUUUUUACCGUCUCUAAUUUCUGUUGUGAUUCUGUGUGUUUUUUUAGCAAAAUGAAAACUCAAAAUCUCUUAAUAAUUCGUGAUUCAUUAAGAUGAUUCGUGAGAUUUAAUAUACUACUAUACAUAUAUGCAAUAUAUAUACUUUUAUAUAUAUUGCGAAAUUCGUAUAAACUUAUAGCAAGAUUUCUAUACAAAAGAAUAAAUAUCGACAUACGUGUUCUUACGAAUGAAUGAUUUUUGUAUAAAAAUUGCUUAUAAAUGUUGACGAUUCGUCUAUCAUUAUUUCUACAAAUAUGUGCGCUGCAUUGUAGUAGCACCGAACGUUUUGCCAUUGUUACAUAAAAGUAAAGCGAAAAACUUAGACUUAUUAACUUUAGAAAAAUAUUCAAAUCAGAUAUUUUAACGAGAAAUUUUCUACAUCAGUAUCACAGUUCAAAAAUGGCAAUAAGAUGUACAAGAAUCUUUACUGUGACUUUGUUUUUAUCGUACUGACUAGAUUAUCUUUGUUAUAUAGUCUCUAAGCGCUUUGUACAUAAUUUAUCUAUAAAAUCCUGUUGUAUAUAAUUAUAAAAAAAUAGUAAAAAGUCAGCAGACACAAAUACUGAGAAAGUGUUUUUGGCAUACACAUAUAUAUAUCCUCUUCUCUCUAGCAAUUUAUCCUUAUAUAUAGCUUUUGGCUGGAGCAAUAUACAGUUUUAGCUUUUACAGCUUUACGAAUUUUUGAGCAAAGUGUUGAAUUAUGACUAUACAUUGAAUCGUUCACAAAUAGAUACUUCGUCUUUUUCCUUUUUUUUUUGUUUUAAUAAAAGUACCAUGACAUGCAUGACUCAUUGCAAAACUUGUAUUCAAUUCAAGCUACUAUCUUUGCACAUCGAUGAAGAGAGAAUUGCGAAUUAUCUCUACGUUUUCAAUAAGUUUCACAAUACAAUCUGGAAGCGAAAGAUUUUCUGUUCGAUAUAUAUAUAUAUAGUUGAUUUUAUGCUUCCAUGUUGUAAUUGAGAUCGCAAUGUUCAACAUACUUUUGGCAUUCUAAAGAUAUGAGUAAAUUGCCAUUAAUCGAGCACUAAUUUUGCAUGAAUUGGAGUUUGCAUUAAAUGAGGUAGUGUGCUUUGAAUAUUGGCAAUAGAGAAAAUGUAUACGUUGUACUAUACAAAAUAUACCAUAAUACAGUAUCGACACAUUUUCUCAUGAUAGUAAUUUGCUAAAAUAAAAUUACAGUGAGAUCGAAUUAUAUACAAAGAGGAAGCAGUUUACAAUCUUAACACGUUGCUCGCCACUGCGCAGUCGUUUCGGUAAUUUGCAAAAUAUUUUAACAGCAGCAAUUUGCAUAUAUCAGAUAUGACGGCCGAAAUAAACGCAUCACUGUACAAUUUAUAGAUGCACAGCGGACACAACGUAUUAACAUAACUUGCAAAAAUAUCGAGUUAUAAUUGUACAUUGAAUGGUUUACAAAUAAAUAUAUCGUCUUUUGCUUUAGAGAAAAUAUCAUGAAAGACAUCAAAUAGAAAUCUAUCUUUCACGGAAAAGGUGCAUAUAUGUUCGUUCAUAUUGUUACGCAAAAUAAUACGCUUAAAAUUAAGUAUAAAUAAAUAGAGAGUUGCAUUCUGUGUUACACUUACCCAUUAUACGUCCAUACAUAUUUCUCCCAGGCAACCUCAUUCGUGUCUUUCUCUCUUUUCUCUCAAAUGAGAGCGACUAAUAUUACGCAAAUAAAAUGCUACGUGAAAUCAAAAGUAUGACAAAUAAUCGCAAUCACGGUGACUUAUAGUAGUAGUUGACGGAAUGGUUGCGGUUUUUUUUUUUUUUCAGUCUGUUGGAUGAGCAACACCUCACCUGAGAUGAGAUAUCGUAAAUCGAUGUGCACUUGGCAAAUAAAGUUCGAGAGAGCGAGAACUGAUAAAUAUGCGUAGAAAAAUAAACUAUAUGCAGACGGCUGCAGAGACUAGCUAGAUCGCAUAAAACCACGCACAAAACAUCAACAGUAGAAUUAUAAUUUGAAUAUAGAUAGAAUUGAUUAUUAAAAAUACAUGGCAUAUCCAUUAUGGCAGUAUUAUAUAUUACGUCUACCUGUCACCUGCUUCUCAUCAAAACAAACAAAUUGAUUCUGAUAGAUAUAUUGUACGCGGUUUCAUAUGUUUCUCGAAAGAUUGAUAAUUGUAAAAUAUUUAUAUCAUAUAAAUUGUGUGAUGCCGUUCUGCAACGAUGUUUCAUAAAAGAGUUUCAUUAGAGCUUGCAAUGAUAUUGUUUGAUGAGAACGGCUCUGUUAUAUAUUUGUUAUCUAAACGCUUUGUCGUGAAUUCAGAUAUCCUAAAAUUCUAUCAAAAGAUUAUCGCACUUUAAAAUUCAAUAUUACAAAUUCAAUAACGAUCUAUCAAAAACUACGUCGUUCACCGACGUUCAACUGAAAGGACAGCAAGCAGUUGUGUAUUUUGCUUUAAAUGGCAUUUAUAUAGCAUGCCGGUGUCGCACGUAAUAACAUUAAACACGAAUAAAAAUUAUAUUACAAUUACAUAUUUUACACAUAGCGCAGUUAAUUCUCAAUUGAAAAAUUUCUAAGGUUUUGAGAAUCAAAUCUGAUGUGUGUAAAUAAUCGCAUUUUCGCAAACUCGAAAAAAAAUGUUACAGCGCUAUUCUUUAUAUAAAAUUAUACUGAAUAUGCAAUUUAUGUGAAAUGAUUUUUGUUUAAGUUUCGUUUACGAGCAAUAUGAGCGGAUAUUUAAGAAGUCUUGGAAUUUAUAUGCGUUCGAUGAGACUUAAAAAUACGUCAAUUGCAUAACAGUUGAGAGAUUCAUUCCUUGUGUGCAUCGGGUAUUUUAACAUAAAUAAAAUUAAAACGUUGCGUAUAAUUCAUGCAGAAAUAAUCUGUCUUAAAGGAGAGAAUCCUUUUAAGCGCUUGUGAGCAAUAAACUGUAAUGUUAAACGUAUUAUCAUCAUCCUGAAUCGUAUAUCGAUUAAUUCAAUAUUAAUCGAUCAACAAGAAAUUCCAGCAUAGAAUUCUGAUCAUCAAUAUUACAGUGUAACAUUACAACUUUUGUAAUUUAUAACAUAGAAGGCAGGAAUGCCUGUACGACAUUCUGCUGUUGAAAAUAUACGCGCGUAUAUCUGUUAAAAUGCGUUUCUCCUUUGUUUUGAGAAAAUCGAAAAGGAAAUGAAAUUCCAUCCUCUUACAAAGUUACAUUAAAACUAAUUGAGCACAAGAUUAAAAAGAUAUUGUUCGGAAAAUGAUUCGAAUGUACGUACUAUUAAUUAAAUUAUAUAUAAAUCACAAACAGCUUUUAUAUCACGUACUAAUAUUUCGGAUUAAAUCAGAUAGAAAAAAAUAAACUUUUUCGAACAUCUUUCAUUCUGAUCGGAUACUUGAUCCUUACUCUUCUUGCUUUCAUUGUGUUCUUAUCUCUUAAGAUUUACAAGAGUAUACUUCGGAAUUAUAUCAAUUUUAGCAGAAUUUCACUUGAAUGUGGUCGAUCUAAUUAUAUUUUGCAAAAAUAAAUAUUUCGUUCUUAAAAAUGGAAUGCGUACGGUGUGAACAAAAAUACUAACAAUUUGCAUUUCAAAGUCAUUUUGCGGAGGCUUGAAUAUGUUCAAAAAAUAAUAAUAAGAGAAAAACUCUGUUAUGCAAAAUGUUAAUAUAUAUUGCUGAUAGUCGAUUAACUUCAUAGCCAAAUUGUUAAUUUCACUAAUUUAUAAUAAUGGGACUCGCAACUCACGUUGCGUUCGAUAUGUCGGUAUCUUACAUCGACAUCGCCGCUAUCUUACAUUAAUAUUAGGUGAACAAUUUGACUAUCUCAUGUAUCAGCUUUUGUUUUUCUUAUUACUAUUUGCAUGAUCAAUAAUCAAUGAUAUAAAUAAUCAUUGAUUAUAUAGUUUGAAUAGCAUAUCAAAAUAUGUGAACGGAAGUUUCAUGCAUCUUUUAACUUAGUCUUACAACUUACAACACAAAAAGUCAGGAGUUUGUUGGUUUCGUGUAUAGGAAUAAUUGCGUUACAUGAUGCUUUGUGAGACGAUUUCACAAUAUAUUAUAAUUAUAGCUUAUUAUUAAACAAUAUUACAAAGAUCCUAUUAUUAAUACGUCAUAUAGUAUGCUGUAAAUUUUUUUUUUCUAAAAAAUACAUGUUAUGAUAAUAAUCUGUACAACCAUUUUUCUCACAAACGUGUUGUUUAACGCAUUUAUUCCCAACUUCUUAUAAAAUGUACUCCUCGAUACUCUCAUUUCUUUCGAAAAGCGAACCGUGUAUAAUUGCCUAAAAUUCAUUUUAUUUCACAAUAAAAAAUGUCUUUAUUUUUUCCCCAAAAUAUAUCAAUAUAGACAAAAGUUCUAUCAUUGAAACCUCGACGAUGUCAGAAGAUUACCUCCUAUUUAUACAUGGUGGUUCAGCUUUUCGAAAAACUCAACUAGCGAGCACGAGUUUCAUAAAAUCGCAGAAACAAAAAUAUUACUUCUUUUUGUUGUUGUCAGGAAUUUGUGUGUACAGAUGAAUAAAGUAAAGACAUGUUUAGUAUUUAUAUUUUUCAAAGCAUAUAUAUGUAUUAUAUUAAGAUACAAUCUUGCAUCGUCUAUGCAGAAGUCGAUGGUUCCUCACGCAGAUGUCUUCGCUCUUCCUUCCGUCUCUCCGAGCGUACGCUCUUGCUCUUGCACUUUGUUCUCCUUCCUGCUUCUUUCCGAUUGUGUAUCGUAAUUUUGUGCAAUUUUGCAUCAAAAUGUCCCUUCUUCUCUUCUUAUCUUCUUUCAUAUCGUACGCGAUAACCAUUUGCUUUGCGAAUCGAUUCUCGAAAUAAGUGAAUAUUAAUCGUAAUACGGUUAUAUAAAUAUACGAUCUAUAAAACUGUACUAUAUUUCACACAGAAUCUCAAUAAUUGAGCAGUACAAUUCACCACUGUGAUCCUUGACCCUUAAGUUAAGUUCUUAAAAUAUUAUAUCCACUAGUAAUGUUUUACACGCAUAUAAAACAGCGGAGAAUUUGACAACGCGCAGCAAAA